Messenger RNA from Penicillium mononematosum, 333 nucleotides. RefSeq lists its product as uncharacterized. Bases 1 to 333 code for a protein of 110 amino acids. The transcript has a single exon. The record is from RefSeq and is a predicted model, not a curated record. NCBI's taxonomy places the organism in Eukaryota, Fungi, Ascomycota, Eurotiomycetes, Eurotiales, Aspergillaceae.
AUGAGCCACUUGGUGAUUGUCCGUCUCCUUUACAUCACCCAGUAUUUGGCUCGUUGCCUCGACAAUGGUACGGACAACACGUUUCCCAUGGUUACAACGUUGAAUGGCAGUUUUCUGAAGGAGCGCGUAAUUCCUGCCUUCAUCAUCCACUCCGCAAUCCUCUUGUACCAGACUUGGAGGUUCAAUGAUGACAGAGACCUUUUGGGCCCGGCUGAUAGCAACAUUCAGCCUGUCACGGUCAGCACGAAAGCCGAGGCUCUUGGACUUCCCGCUCGGAAGAGUCUAUGUGAGCCGAUUCGAGGAGAGGCCCUCUAUCGAUAUGAGCUAAUUUGA